AUGCUUUUCCCAUUUUGUGAACCCAAAAAACAAAACUAUUGGAUCCAACGCGCGCGCGCACACACACUUAACACUCUCUCUCUUGAUCAUUCUCUUUGCUCUCGAUCUCUAUCGCCAACUUCCUUCCCUGUCGGACAGAUCUUGUGUUCGUUGAAAGGCAAGAUGUCGGGGCAAACGCAGCGUCUGAACGUGGUCCCCACCGUGACGAUGCUGGGAGUGGUGAAGGCGCGUCUGGUGGGAGCAACGCGUGGCCACGCGCUCCUGAAGAAGAAGAGCGACGCGCUCACGGUGCAGUUCCGCCAGAUCCUGAAGAAGAUCGUGUCCACCAAGGAGUCCAUGGGCGACAUCAUGAAGACCUCGUCGUUCGCGCUCACCGAGGCCAAGUAUGUCGCCGGCGACAACAUCAAGCACGUCGUCCUCGAGAACGUCCGGGAAGCCUCCCUCCGCGUUCGCUCGCGCCAGGAGAACGUCGCCGGCGUCAAGCUCCCCAAGUUCGAGUACACCUCCGACGCCGACGCCACCAAGAGCGACCUCACCGGACUAGCCCGCGGAGGCCAGCAGGUGCAGCAGUGCCGCGCCGCCUACAUCAAGGCCAUCGAGGUUCUCGUCGAGCUCGCCUCGCUUCAGACCUCGUUUCUCACUCUCGAUGAGGCCAUCAAGACCACGAAUCGUAGGGUUAAUGCUCUUGAGAAUGUGGUGAAGCCGCGGCUGGAAAAUACGAUUAGUUACAUCAAGGGGGAGUUGGACGAGCUCGAGAGGGAGGAUUUCUUCAGGCUGAAGAAGAUUCAGGGGUAUAAGAAGAGGGAGAUUGAGAAACAGAUGCUGUUGCAGAAAGUUGAGACUAAUCUCCCUUUGCGCAAAGGGGUUUCGUACAAUGCCUCUCAAAAUUUGUUGUCUGUGGGUGAGAAAGAUGAGGAUAUUAUUUUCUGA
This is a messenger RNA of Sphenostylis stenocarpa, 930 nucleotides long. Lineage: Eukaryota; Viridiplantae; Streptophyta; Magnoliopsida; Fabales; Fabaceae. The record is from the annotation of a GenBank genome assembly.